Carya illinoinensis is the source of this 1260-nucleotide messenger RNA. Its product is annotated as protein FAR1-RELATED SEQUENCE 5-like. The record is from RefSeq and is a predicted model, not a curated record. Lineage: Eukaryota; Viridiplantae; Streptophyta; Magnoliopsida; Fagales; Juglandaceae. Gene Ontology annotation, molecular function: zinc ion binding. The coding region runs from base 1 to 1260 and encodes 419 amino acids. The transcript is spliced from 3 exons.
AUGAGAAAACUACCAGAGAAGUUGGGUUCACAUGCUGAAUUUAAGUCUGGUUUAAAAAGUGGAUUGCAGAGAUGUGUUUAUGAUUCUCAGACUUCUGACGAGUUUGAGAAGUCUUGGGAGGUAUUCAUUGAUACCUACAAUUUGAAGGAAAAUGCAUGGCUUCAAAGUCUCUAUAGUGAGCGAAUGUAUUGGGUUCCUGUAUAUCUGAAAAAUACAUUUUGGGCCGGGAUGAGCACAACUCAGAGGAGUGAGAGCAUGAAUGCCUUCUUUGAUGGAUAUGUACAUUCAGGGACUACUUUGAAAGAAUUCGUCGAUCAAUUCGACAAUGCACUGAGGAAGAAAGUAGAAAAUGAGAUGGCAGCGGAUUUUCACUCAUUCAAUGCCACAGUACCUUGUAUAUCUCAUUUACCAUUGGAGAAAAAAUUUCAGGCAGUGUACACGAAUUCGAAAUUUAAGGAAGUGCAGUCAGAGGUAAUAGGGAUUAUCUACUCUCACUGUGUUAUCAUAAAAACAGAAGGGGCUAUUACCACGUAUCAAGUUAAUGACAGUCGACAGGUUGAAGACGGCAUCAAGAAGUCAACUGUGCAAGCGUACUUUAAUGAAGAAGAGUGUGAGGCGAAGUGCAUGUGUGGGUUAUUUGAGAUGAGAGGAAUUAUAUGUAGGCACAUGCUUUCAAUAUUCGCCGCAAGGGAUGUCCAAGUGUUGCCAGAGAAGUACAUUAUGGAGAGGUGGAGGAAGGACAUUAAACGUAGAUAUGUUCUCAUUCGAAGCAGUUACGAUGACUUGAGUGGUAAACCAGCCGCUACUCGAUACUCUGGAUUGAUUAAAAUAUGUUAUGAAGUUGCUACAAAUGCAUGUGAAAGCGAAAAAAAUUCCCUGGAUAUGACAGAGAAGCUUAAGGCAAUGAAUUCGAUUUAUACUAAAUCAAAGCCCCAAGCGACUAUUGCAAGCACUCAUAUUUCCGCUAAUGCUGAAACUGGAAGUUCGAAAAAAGUAUUGAGUCCUUGUGUUGUCAGAGGCAAAGGUAGGCCCCCAUCAAAGAGGAAACAACCUACCAUAGAGAAGUUGCAAACCAAGAAUAAAGUUGGUGGCAAGCAACAGAGAAAAAGUGCAACUUCACAACUGAAAGAUGUACUAAACGCUGCAGAUUCAGUAAACCAAAUUGGUACACCACAAAGUGUACCAUCGCAACUGCCUGGUACACAACAAAGUGUUAUUUCCCAGGUGAACUUCGACAUGCAUGGCCCUCAAGUUGAUUAA